AUGGCUGAUGUUGGAAAAAGUGGUAUACCACGUGAGGAGUACAACAGAGUUGCCAAAAACACUGAUUUUAAAAAUCUCUUGACAACCGUAGACUGUGGGCCUCCUUUAGUCGAAGAUAAGAUACAGACAGACUAUAACUCAAACUCGAAGACCACAUAUGGAGCAACGAUAGAGUUUGUGUGUGAAGAGGGUUGCAGGAAGAGGGGGUUACACUGGGGGGAAUAUAUCUGUAUGGAGGAUGGCAACUGGACAUUGAAAGGGACAGAUUAUAAAGGAGCACUGUCAUGCAAUUCCGCUGAUAUAUACGUGGGUUGUUAUCCGCAGAAGAACUUCACAGUUAUUUCACAGUUUACCCUGGUUUCAAAUUGUCGAUUGAAAUGUACAACGGAAAAUGCUAGAUUUGCUGGGCUUUCUUUGAACAUUUGCUACUGUGGUGACCUUGUAACCGGUUCAGCAUCACCAAACUCAAGCGACUGUAAUGUGAUAUGUCCAGUCAGAAACAAAGCAAGUCCUUAUUAUUGUGGGGGUUCCAAUGGCCAACUCUCUGUCUACACAUCUAGAGACUGGGUGAGUUCAUUUAUCAGUGUGGGAACUUUACAGUUCUCGCUUUCAACCACUGUGUAUGGGGACGAAGCAUUUGCCUGCAAGCAAAUCUGUUCGGGUGCAAAUGCAUAUUAUGCCUUUGUACAAUAUGGAGAGUGCAAGUGUACUAAUACAACAGAUAACGGGGCGUUUGUCCCGGAUAACUCCACCGAAUCCGACAAUUCGAUAACCGUGCACAAUCUAGCUUUGUAUCUGUGGCGGGAGAAAACUUGUGAGAAUUUGUACGAAAAACAAGUACGAAACCACGGCUGGUACUACUUGAAGGAGAUGGUUGUUCCUGUAUAUUGCAGCUUUGUAGAUGGAACUUCUUGUGAAGAAGGGUGGGUCGGGUACGCAGGAAGCUGUUACUGGUUUGAAAUGCAACUCAUGAACUUCAGUGAUUCUUUGUCCCACUGUUUGUCAAAGAAUUCUUCACUUGCUCCCCUAAGAAACAAGGGAAUAAUGGCCUUCGUGGAUAGUUUUAUACGAAAUUUUCACUCGGACCUAUACAAUCUGAAAUGGCGCUUUGGUGCUACAGAUGCUCAUUCCAUGUCGUCUUAUGUAUGGUUAGAUGGAAGCUUGAAUAAUGAGUUUUUCUUUAGGCUUGGCAAUCCAGCCUUUGAUGAUUAUGACUGUUUAUAUUUUCACAAGGGAUCUUGGGUUGAUGGACUUUGUGACAAUGAGACUCCAUUUAUUUGUAGUAAAGAACAAGGGAUGUUCAAAUGCGUUGAUUUCGAUGCCAGCAACACUCCAGAUAUUGAAGUGUCCACAUAUACAAAUGGACAAAUGAACAGACAGUUGUGUAUUCAGGUUUGUGGUGGUCAACUCUCCGUAAACGCCUUACUGACGGGGAUUGAAUGUCUCUGUGCCAACACUAGUGUUGAGUCACAUGUAACCCAUCUACCCGAGUCAGAAUACUGUCCCUUUUCCUGGAUAAAGAGGCCUGGGUAUUCCUCGUGCUACAAAUUUGCUCUCUCGGUGAAAUACGUUAAGGUUGCUUUAGAGUACUGUGCUAGUCAUGCAGCCUCGUUGGUUUCUGUUGAUGAUCUAGAAGAACUUGUAUUUCUGCAAGACUUAUUGUCGAUUGUACGGUCUGAUUCAUCGACACAAAGAUGGAUAAUAGGUUUUAAGGCUACAGGUCAAUAUUCAUCUUAUUUCCGGUCGUCCAUGGGGAGACAACUGGGAAACCUUACCUUUUACAAUACAACUCGAGACGAAUACGCAUAUAUUGACGCAUUAGGACAAAUAGAACGUUUCGGUAACUUGAAAAGAAAUUUCAUUUGUGAGAAGUCUCCAGAGUACGUGGGCUGUUUUUUGAGCGACGAUAGUUCUCCUGUAGCCCUGUCUUCGGAUAGCAUGACGAUUGAGCUAUGUGUAGAAAUUUGUCGUGCCAAAAAUAUGACUUACGCUCUGCUAUCCCCGUCAGUGUGUCGAUGUAAUGACACACUUCUGGUGAAUACUAUGAAAUCCUGUACAGCUAGAUGCGCCAACUCCAAGAUUCAAAUUUGUGGUGAUUUGCAAUCUAGUGUGUCCGUCUAUAAGAUAGAUGAAUAUCCAUUGUACAGCUCUUGUAAAACACUGUUUGAUGCUGGAAUAAGAAUACACGGCCAUUAUGUACUAAAAAGUGGCAUUCAGCAUUGUAAAUUCUAUGAUGGUUCUACUGAUUGUGAAGAGGGAUGGUUUGCAUUAAACGGAACCUGUUAUAGUGUUCUUUUAAACUCGACAACUGGCUAUGGAUACCAACCAAUUCUAGAAUGGCGGUCUGCAUGUGCACAACAAGGAGGUAGGCUGGCUACAAUCAACAACCAACAACAGCAUCAUUUCAUUGCGAAGGUUAUCAUGGGUUCAGAACGUCUAGUUAAGCCCGUGGUGUUGCUGGGAUAUUUUGAAUCGAUUUUGCUUGGAGCACCGGCAUGGACAUCUGGUUCAAUGUCAAAAUACAUGACGGAUACUGAUUUCUCCGGAGAUUCAUAUCGACAAAGAGUGCUGUUCCAGGACCAGGAGUAUUUAAACACUUUCAUCGGUACCUCGUCCGACACAACUCAGGCCUCAGCAGCUGUGUGUGAAACCGAAAAAGAUUUUAUCGGAGUGUUUCAGCAUCCUGCCAACUUAGAACCUUUAAUUCUUGGAUAUGGCAUUAUGACUUUAACUCAGUGCAAACAAGUCUGCUCUGGGGCAGAUCAGAAUUUUGCCAUGGUUGGCAGAAACACGUGCUGGUGUGGUAAUCAGACAGAUGUAGAUUUGCUUACCCCUGAUUCUUUGGGUGCCAGCAAUAGACUUUUGGGGAACAGUAAUACCUUUUGCUUGGGAAACAAUAUCCAGCACUGCCCAGAUGCGGAUAAAGUUGAUGUUUAUAAUCUAGAAUAUGAUAUUGAAUACCCUGCCUUUUCUUGUGAUCAUCUGUAUUCACACGGAGUAUUUUAUAACGCUACAUACACAAUUCAGAAUGAAAAUGGGACUUUUAAACAGACUUGUGGAUUUACUGACAUAACAGACUGUGGUUCUGCUCCUAUGUUUUGGGGUUAUAGAGAACAUUGUUACAGAUUUGGAACAAUGUUAACAACCGGAGAGACAUUUGCCACUCAAUGCAUUGAAAAUGACAGCCUUCCAUUUCUUCCUGCAUUGAAUGAUGAACUCGUCUCUAUUCUAAAACGAAUAAUUCCAAUUUUUCAGUCAGACAUUCAUCUUUUUAUUGGAACGUCCAAUAGAUUGCACAACGAUCAUUACACAUCAAGUGAAGGGUUUUUUGUGAGAUCACAACCUGAUGUAACAUUUAAUGGUUCUAUGGGAUAUAUGACACUAAAUCUGGAUUCAUUUGCAUGGGAAGAGGUUUCGGGGAAACACUUUGGCAUAUGUAAAUCCCCAGUUAACGGAAGUGUUCGAUGUAUUGACAUAAACAGUUUAAAUGGAUCAUUACUCUUUGAACACCAAUAUAUAUAUCCGAUGACGUCAUCAAUAUGUACUCAACUUUGCCUCGGUAGAAGUGCUAGUUAUGGUGUUAUUCGUGAAAAAGGAUGUCGAUGUUAUACUAACUUGACCUAUGAGAACAAAUAUGGUGAAUGUAAGGCUUGUUCUGGUCACGAAACUCAAAUGUGUGGCGAUGACUCGAAAGAAAGUGGAGUCCUAGUUGAUUUAGACUUUUACAGAGAGGAAACCGUGCAGUCUUGUGAAGAACUUUAUUCUUAUGGUGUAAAUAUCCCUGGCCAAUAUUUUAUCCAAAGAAACAACACACAAUACUUUGUUACUUGUUUUGACCAAGACCCGUCACUAUCAGUUAUAACGGAUUAUUCCAUUGCUCCAUCUUCUACAGAAUCUGGUAUUUCAGAUGAAGGUUUUCGAAUCAAUGCGUAUGCUAACUACAGCAUAGAUCAUAGCUGGAGACCUGAAGAUUCCGACUCUGAACCAUACAUUAAGUUCACAUUUACAGAAGACUACAUCAUUACUGCUAUUCAGACACAAGGUGAUGUGCUAACAGAGUCCUGGGUGAGGUCAUAUAUAUUAAUGUACAAGAAUUUAGAGAAUGCAGAUAUAGUCGUUGCAAUCAAUGGCUCAACAAAUAUAUCUGGAAAUGUUGACAGAUACAGUCGCGUUAUACAAUUUUACUCCCAGCCAAUCAUAACACGAGAAUUAAGACUGUAUCCGCAAUCUUCUCAGCAGCGGGUUUCUCUCCGUGUAUCUUUAUAUGGACAACCUUUGUCACAGUUUAACCAUUCCACGAGAUAUUUGGGAUGCUUUUUGAAUGUGGAAGGAGACUUUGUUGUUCAGUCUUUAGUAUCUUCAGAUGAAGACUGCAGAGCCACUUGCAAGGCAUCAUAUUAUCAGUUUUAUUCCUUUUAUGAAAAUCAAGACUCUUCAAGACAUUGUUUUUGUGGAAAUUCUCUAUAUGUUUACGGAACAGUACAAGAGACUUGGUGUUUUCCCUUUACAAAAAGUCCAGCUCUGCCAGUUUACAGAACAUACGAUACACAUUGUGAAGGGAAGAUUGAGGAGCAAGCUUCUUUUGCCUCUUCUUAUCAUCCUCACACUGUCGACUUCUUCACUGUCACAUCUCAGCUACAAUUUGAAUGUAAUGCAGGAUAUGUUCUGAACAAUAACGCGACGUUAAAGACAGUAACGUGCCAGGAAUCCGGCGGUGAUUACUACUGGAAGGAUGACGUAGGAAAAUGCAUUGUAAAGAACUGCAGCUCACUGGAAGAACCAGGCACCGGAUAUUACUUGAGCACCAACAACGUAACAUUCGGUACCUUUGUCACCGUGUCUUGUAAUAAUAGUCUACACAUGGCAGACGGUUCUGGUUCCAAGACAGUGACCUGCCUCAGUACAGCACAGUGGAACGAUAGCAUUUCUCCAUGUUUAUAUAAUUAUUGUCCUUUAUUUCCGUCCUCGUUACCCAAUGGAGCUUAUGUUCUGAGCCCAGACGGACUUUCUGCGACGUUCACUUGUAACCAGUUCUACAGACUGUCCACUCUGUCGAAUCAAGAGACCAUUUCCUGUCAACAGAAUCAUAAGUGGGAAGCUUUCAAUUUUACCUGUGAAGUAAACGAUACAGCCGUGGUUUUCAGACAAGCAGAGUUUGAUCUGAUUGGACUAUACGAGAGACCGCGAAAUCCAGAUUCGGUUAUUACUGAUGAAGUGUCCUCCUCCAUCUUUAAAUGUACAGACAGAUGUGUUAAGACUAGACAUUGCACUGCUUACGCCUACAGUAUGGAGGGAAGGAUAUGCACUUUGUUCAAAAGCCGUGUUUCUAUCUCCGAUCUCAUUCCUACUUCAUCAUGGAAAUAUUUUGAACUUAAACUAUUUUUGAUGGAAUAACACGAACUAGACGUAAACUUAAUAUACCACUAUUUACUAUGCUUCUUUAAUAGAUAACCAAUCCAGCUAAUCUAUUAAUCUAAGUAUCUACUGCCAUAAUUAUCCCUUUUCAAACUCGAACUUUUGAGAUUUUUGUUUACCAUGGCAAAUGUACUUUCUUGCAAACCGCGGACGCGAUUGGUAAUGUAACUUCAUUCCAUACCAAGCAAAUUAUCGAAAUCUCUUAGUUAUAAAUAGCAAAUAUCAAAUAAGUAUAACUUGAUAGCCUCAAAAGUACAUAUGACAUUCAUAAAACACUAAUGGUUAUCAUGAACUACAUAUCAAGUUUAAUUCAAUGUACCAGUAUUUGUAUUGCACUCGUACACAUACGACUUUUUUUUUUAAUUUUAAACUUAA
This is a messenger RNA of Saccostrea echinata, 5790 nucleotides long. RefSeq lists its product as uncharacterized. The record is from RefSeq and is a predicted model, not a curated record. The transcript has 31 exons. Lineage: Eukaryota; Metazoa; Mollusca; Bivalvia; Ostreida; Ostreidae. The coding region runs from base 1 to 5394 and encodes 1797 amino acids.